This is a messenger RNA of Osmia bicornis bicornis, 2065 nucleotides long. RefSeq names its product protein Wnt-1 (gene wg). NCBI's taxonomy places the organism in Eukaryota, Metazoa, Arthropoda, Insecta, Hymenoptera, Megachilidae. Gene Ontology annotation, molecular function: cytokine activity; frizzled binding. The transcript has 4 exons. Gene Ontology annotation, cellular component: extracellular region. The coding region runs from base 10 to 1206 and encodes 398 amino acids. The record is from RefSeq and is a predicted model, not a curated record. Gene Ontology annotation, biological process: canonical Wnt signaling pathway; neuron differentiation; cell fate commitment.
GAACGAAAGAUGAGGCUCUGGGUGAUCAUCGGCGCCCUCGCGGUCGCGAUCCACGCGUCCAUCGCGGAGAUCACCAGGAACAAGAAUCGUGGCAGAGGAUCCAUGUGGUGGGGAAUCGCCAAGGCAGGAGAGCCGAACAAUUUUUUGCCGAUGUCUCCGGCAUCCCUGCACAUGGAUCCCACGGUGUACGCGACCUUGAGGAGAAAGCAACGAAGACUGGCAAGGGAAAACCCAGGAGUGCUGAUGGCGGUGGCCAGGGGUGCGAACCAAGCGAUCGCCGAGUGCCAGCAUCAGUUUCGCAAUCGUCGAUGGAACUGUUCCACUAAGAAUUUUCUGCGUGGGAAAAAUCUGUUCGGAAAGAUCGUCGACAGAGGUUGUCGAGAGACCGCCUUCAUCUACGCCAUCACCAGCGCGGCUGUGACUCACAGCAUCGCGCGAGCGUGCAGCGAGGGCAGCAUCCAGUCGUGUUCCUGCGACUAUACCCACCAAUCGCGACCACCAUCCGCUGUAAGGGACUGGGAAUGGGGUGGUUGUUCCGACAACAUCGGCUACGGCUUCAAGUUCUCCCGCGAAUUCGUCGACACCGGCGAACGGGGACGGAAUCUCCGCGAGAAGAUGAAUCUGCACAACAACGAAGCGGGUAGAGCGCACGUGUCCUCGGAGAUGCGUCAAGACUGCAAGUGUCACGGGAUGUCCGGUUCCUGUACCGUGAAGACCUGCUGGAUGAAGUUGCCGAACUUUCGCGUGGUCGGCGACAACCUGAAGGAUCGAUUCGACGGCGCGUCCAGGGUGAUGGUGAGCAAUUCGGAUCGCGUGCGAGGGAACGGGAACGCGAUCGUCAGCAACUCGGCGAGUAACUCGGUACACGGGCACCGGGAGGGUCUGGGUCGUCGACACCGGUACAACUUCCAGUUAAAACCUUAUAACCCGGAGCACAAGCCACCCGGUCCGAAGGAUCUGGUCUACCUCGAGCCUUCGCCGCCGUUUUGCGAGAAGAAUCCAAAGCUCGGCAUCCUGGGCACCCAUGGUAGACAGUGCAACGACACCAGCAUCGGUGUCGACGGAUGUGACCUGAUGUGUUGCGGCAGGGGCUACAAAACCCAGGAGGUGACGGUCGUCGAGAGAUGCGCCUGCACCUUCGUCUGGUGCUGCCAGGUCAAGUGUCAACUUUGUCGAAUCAAGAAGACGAUACACACGUGCCUGUAGAUCUCUUAUUUUUCCUCCGAUCAAGAGACUCCUACCUCCUUCCAGGCGAAGGACGCGUUCGUAGUCUCUUAUACGCAUCAAGGUGAUUGUAUUUUCCUUGUAUUGAUGUUGUAUCGACGCGAUGCAAGUCCAAACAGUCGAUACGACUUGAAAUGAUUUUACGCAGUUCGGAUUAACCGGCCGCGUGACGGAGGGCCUCGUUGGAUCGGGGUCUUCCUUGUCUCCCAGUAUUACGCGAAACGAUCGAGAGACCAUGUGAAGACUGAGACGGUGAGAAACGUUGUUGGACAGUUCGCGAUCGUAAGCUCCUUAAGACGAUAGACGUAAAUCGAUGGAUCUUCGUGGUCGACGUCGUUGUUUGACCUUUUCAUUCUUCUUUUUAUUUUUUUUUUUAAUAUUGUACAUACGGUAAUUGUUUUAUUUUCGCGAAUGCGUUCACAUUCUUCUUUCUGUCGCUUCGAAACAACGAGCUUCGAACUCGCCGCGUGCCUCUUCUUCUUCUUAACCGACUACACGCGUGCGAGAUUCAUCAGAUUCGUUAUUUAUUCCGAUCUUAUCGGCUCGCGUACUUGUAUAUACACAUAGAUUAUAAUUAUAUAAAUAUAUAUAUAUAUUAUUUUUUGAUAUCGCGCGAGAGAAACCUCGUUGUAAAUAAAACUAUCGACGCCGAAUUGAGACGGAGCCGACGCUCCGCGUUUGGAGCUCGUAAAUUAUUUUUAUACGUCUCUUCUCCGUGCGUUCCUUAUGCUCAGAUACGCGCGGCGUUGUCCUACAGGCUUGGAAGAAAUCGUUAGCCCAGUGUUUUAGAUGCUCGACUUCUUUCUCGUUUCGAGAAAACGGUGAUUAUGGUACUCGUACG